Messenger RNA from Diabrotica balteata, 222 nucleotides. The record is from the annotation of a GenBank genome assembly. Lineage: Eukaryota; Metazoa; Arthropoda; Insecta; Coleoptera; Chrysomelidae.
AUGCAGGAAAGGAAAGAGAAUAACAAAGAGAAAAAAAUAAAAGUAAUUUUGGAAGAUGUGUCUGAUAAUGAACAAAAUGAUACUGUAGCUGAGGAGAAACAAGGAACAGGAAUGUUAGAAAAAUUAGUGAUGAUGAUGAAAACGCAGCAAGAAGAAAAUAGAACAAUGAUGAAAGCACAUCAAAAUGAUAUUAGAGAGGAAAAUAUAAAAAUGAUAAGUUAA